Mizuhopecten yessoensis (Yesso scallop) is the source of this 2377-nucleotide messenger RNA. RefSeq names its product cell wall protein DAN4-like. NCBI's taxonomy places the organism in Eukaryota, Metazoa, Mollusca, Bivalvia, Pectinida, Pectinidae. The record is from RefSeq and is a predicted model, not a curated record. The transcript is spliced from 6 exons. The coding region runs from base 165 to 1175 and encodes 336 amino acids.
CACACACUAUGAAACGUAUACAUUCGAUAGGAAAGUUUUACGGUAACUUCCUUCUUUCAGGUCUUGAUGCAAUGUACCAGCUGGACCUUUGGACACAGAGGUUGACGCAUUGACCGAACGUCACGUCACAAUUCCCUACCCUUUUUAAAACAGCGAGGGAAGUCAUGGACAGUAGACGCGACAGACCCAACUCCCUAGGAUAUACGUACAUGGCGGUGAUUGUGUACGCUUAUAUUAAAGGUGUCAACACUACGGCAUGUACUGACCAGACUAGUUUGGACAACUUCUAUCACAUUAAACGGAUGUGUGAAAGCGGAACAUUGAAAAACACACGUGUUGUGAUUGACAGUUGGGGUACGGGAGGUCCAGGUACAAACAGCUGUUCCUGUACCGUUACCUUGGAUACAGGAUCAGCGCCAACUACAGCGACAACAACAGUAGUAGUGGAGGAAUAUCCGCGUGUAGCACCAUUACAGAACUGUGGAAGUAUACUUAGCAUAAAUUCUACUAAAUCCAGUAGUUUCACUAAAACUGUUUGUACCUCAAUCCCUUCCAUUUCGACAAUCAAUUUCGGGAUAUCAGACAUGUUGACACUGACGCUGUCACGGGCAGACGUUGCUACAUCGUGGAUAUCAGGACAUUGUAUAUUAAUUACUUUACAAGGGUCUGCAAGCCUUGAGCUGAGUGUGACCUGUAAUGAACCUCAAGGGAAAACUGAUCAAUCUACAAAUAAGACCAUCACUACGACCACGCCUACAACCAUUGAGUACGUACAAACCACUACCGUCCAGCCAUUGACUACAACCACAACCACUGAAUCAAUGGAAGCAACCAGCACUCAGUCAAGGGAGAUAACUACAUACAAUGAUACAAAUACUGGACAGACUACAUCAGGACAGGAGAAAUGUGUUCAAAAAAGUCAUCCACAGGGAUAUCCAUUAAUCGGUGUCGUUGUCCCCAUAGUGGUGACCUUACUGGUGGUAGCGGUGGCCACGGUCGCUAAUGUGAUCCUGUACAAACGGCGUCUUACGAUGGUGAAUGAAUUGAAACAUGGUAUGACCUCACAAGACACCGUCCACUAUGACAGUCUAGACAAAUCAAGUGUGGAACCCACAAAUAUGUAUGAGGAAAUGUCCACCCAACAAACCUACGUCAAUACGGCAAUGGCUACUUGAAUAUAUGGUAGCUUCAUGAUCAGUUAGUAGUUGCUUGCCAUUGCUAAAACAGACUUAGGAAAAGAGAUAUAAAAAUUUUAAGCAUUAAAAUUUUAAAGAAAGUGAGGAAACUACCAAUGAACAUAGACCAAGUUCCAUCUUCUGCAUAGGGGAAUAUUUCAAUCUGUGCAAUUAAGAAACCAUAGCUGAAUAUGUUUUGGGCAAAAGCUGCUUUGAAAACAUGAUAAACAGAUACACAUGAUAAAAUGAUGGUUGACACACUCAGAAUUCCAUACUACAUCUGGAAUGAAGUAUAACAUACGACAAAUAUGAAAGUACGACACUUAAUUGUACAGCGAUGGUGAAUUAGCUCGGGUGCCAAUAGGACCAAAGGAACUGACAGGUCGGAACAUUUCAACAGACAUUACAACAGAAGUGUUUGAACUCUGAUCUUGUUAAACUAGCAUUGCCAAAUAACCGAGACAUGAAAAUGCUAUUUCUUUUAAUACAUAUUAUAUAACACAGGCUAUUUCCGUGCAAUAUCGCCUUUCAAUAAAAACAAUAUAGCACACAAAUAAUAGACAUUGAUUUAUGGCUGUGGCAUGGGCAUUGUGAAAGAAUUAAAUAAUAAACGAACACGACUGUUAGAGUUAAACACAUACAACAACUGCAUGUUUAAAUUCCACCUUAACUUCACUGACACACAUAAUCAAUUGCGACCUAGUGUAACCGGUCAACUUCAUCAGUGUUCCAGUUUCAUGGCGGACUCCACAGUAUAUUAUCUGGUUCAGUGACAGGCGGAAACAUCAAAGUUAAUAUUCAUCAACAAACCUAGGAAGAAACGCGUCCAUGUUAUAGGAAAUGACAGUUCGUGUAAACUAGUAAAAAGUUCCGACUUCGAUCUGUAUUGAGAUGACCUUUACUUUGACAGUGCACGCGCCGUUUUGCCAUAUAUGUGACGUCAUUACUAUUUUCGUAAACGUCAAUCUGUUGAAUGGUUUUAGUAUAAAAAAAAUCAUUAUUCAUGUUGUUAUGAUAAUCAUUAAAACAUUGAUUGAUGAAAAGAAACCUAAAUCAUUGUUGGUUCAUUUGAAUGGUUCUCAUUGAAACGUUUCUGGAACUAUUGUUGUGACGCAGCUAGCUCCAAACAUAAUGCAUGUGGAACGGUUUAUGCUUCUCUUUCUAUCCCGUUGUUGUCUUCAUCUUUGCGCUGAUAUUCUAUA